Molecule: messenger RNA, 938 nt
Organism: Magnolia sinica
Lineage: Eukaryota; Viridiplantae; Streptophyta; Magnoliopsida; Magnoliales; Magnoliaceae
Product: LOB domain-containing protein 39-like
Exons: 2
Coding region: 129-695 (188 amino acids)
Biological process (GO): regulation of gene expression
Source: RefSeq, a predicted model, not a curated record
UUUCCCUUCCUUACAGCAGAAGAAAGGAAGAAGAGGAGAAGAAAAGAAGCCGUUCUUCUCUCUCUCACUCGUGCCGCGUCUGACGUUAAUGACCGUUUGGAAAACGUCAGACGUUAUAACGGUAAGAAAUGAGUUGUAAUGGCUGCCGAGUGCUGCGGAAGGGAUGCAGCGAUUCGUGCAUCCUCCGCCCCUGUCUUCAAUGGAUCGACAGCUCCGAAGCUCAAGGAAACGCUACGGUCUUCGUAGCCAAGUUCUUCGGCCGUGCCGGUCUCAUGUCCUUCAUAUCGGCCGUGCCGGAAAAUCAGCGACCAGCCCUCUUUCAGUCGCUUCUCUUUGAAGCCUGUGGCCGUACGAUUAACCCUGUCAACGGGGCGGUGGGCCUGCUCUGGACGGGGAACUGGCACGUGUGUCAGGCAGCGGUGGAGACCGUACUCCGCGGCGACACGCUCCGGCCGCUGACGGAGGAGCCUCCGGUGCCGGAAUCGGGGGAGAUUCAGCGGGAUCCGUACGGUCGAUCGGCGGCGAUGAGGGUGGAGAAGCUGCAAGGUUCGGAUCUUGAUCUCUGUCUGCGGUCGGGAUCGACGGCGGGGAUGAAGCGGCGGCCGGUGACGCCGAAUUCGGAUGGAUCGGUGACGACGUGUGCGGAGAGCGGCGGCGGCGGCGGCGAUCGGAAGAUGCUGAAUCUGUUCGUUUGAAACGCGGGGGUGUCAGGUUCCCGGCGAACGGUGUAAGAUUCCGGUUCCUGGAAUUUCAACGGUUGUGGUUGGAUUCCGGCGAGGUUUUUGUUUUUCUACCGCAGGGGAUUUAGCUUUUGGAAGAUGAACCUGUCGGUUUGUUUUUUUUUUGUUUUUUUGUUUUUUAAUGACGUGUGACGCUUAUUAAUAUAAAUAUUUUGUAAUUUUCUCUCUUUUUAAAAUAAUUUUAUAUUGCAUGGCCCA